GGGACCUGCCGUCGCCGAGCGCGUUCGCGCUCGAGGACGCGGGCCGCGACGACGACGACGGCGACGGCUACGCCGAGUUCGAGCACCGCCAGCAGCUGCAGAUGAUGCGCGACCAGGACGAGCAGCUCGACGGCGUCUUCACGACCGUCGGCAACCUGCGCCGCCAGGCCGACGACAUGGGCCGCGAGCUCGAGGAGCAGGUCGAGAUGCUCGGCGCCGUCGACACGCUCGCCGACCGCGUCGGCAGCCGCCUUCAGACCGGCCUCCAGAAGCUCGGCUACGUCGUCCGCCAGAACGAGGACCGCUACAGCGGCUGCUGCGUCGCCCUCCUCAUCACCGUGCUCACCGUCCUGCUCGUUCUCCUGCUCAUCCUAUAGAUACUUCCGGAUUCUUACCUAACGGCGUCACCCAACCUGGCCCGGCUGAGGAGACUUUUUUCAUGUCAGGGGAGGGGGUGGGCAACGGCAGG
Durotheca rogersii is the source of this 469-nucleotide messenger RNA. RefSeq lists its product as uncharacterized. The transcript has a single exon. Bases 102 to 377 code for a protein of 91 amino acids. The record is from RefSeq and is a predicted model, not a curated record. Lineage: Eukaryota; Fungi; Ascomycota; Sordariomycetes; Xylariales; Xylariaceae.